AUGAAGUUUUUUCAAAUUUUAUUAGUUUUUUUUAUUGUUGUAAUUAAUUUAAUUAAAGCACAAAUUGCUUCAAAAUUUCAAAUAACAAUUUUAAAUGGAUGUGAUCAAACUUUUACAGCUGAACUAGAUAAAUGCUCAACAAUUGGUGCAUGUGGUUUUUCGUAUGCCAAAGUAACAUAUGAUUCAUUCAUGGGUGAUUUUACUGUAAAUAUGUAUAAAGAAAAUAUGUUUAGAUGUAAUGAAGCUAUGCCAGACAAUUUUAUAAUUUUUGAUUGUGGAUCUGGUAGUUCAUUCCCAGGCCAAUACUCAAUAAAGUGUAUUAAACCGUCUGCAACAACAGCAACAACAACAACAAUAUCAACAACUUCACAUUCAACAACAACAACAACAAUAUCAACAAGUUCUACAACUUCAUCUACAACAAAUGGAAAUACAAUUAGUAGUGGAGAUAGUGGUAGUGGUGGUGGAACUAAAUCAUCAACAACUGCACAUUUGUUUUCCUCUUUAAGUUCUACAUCUUCUUCCUCUACAUCACCACCACCAACUACAACUUCAACUACAACUUCAACUACAUCUUCUUCCUCUACAUCACCACCACCAACUACAGCUUCAACUACAGCUUCAACUACAACUUCAACUACAUCUUCUUCAUCAACUACUGGCGGAGUUAGUGGUGCAACUUGUGAAAUAACUUCAAACUCAAGUUUAAUAGUUAGUUAUAUAGCAAAUACACCAUAUAUUCAGUGCAAUGGUUCCCCAGAUUUAAACUGUAAUGGUUUAUGUUCAAAUAAUUCAAAUUAUACUAGAACUUGCUACGCUAAUAAAUUCAUCAAUUGUUCAGGUAUAUCUAUCAAAUGUUCAAUUGAUAGUGUUGAAGUUUGCAAAGUACAUUGGCAAUAUGACCCAUCUUCAACUACCUCAACCUCUGAAGUUGGACCAUUACCAAAUCAUUCAAUUUCAAAUUUCAAUUUCAUUUCAACAUUUUACAUUACAUUUAUAUUAUUAACUAUUUUUCAAUAUCAUUUAAUCAUUUGA
This is a messenger RNA of Dictyostelium discoideum AX4, 1035 nucleotides long. RefSeq lists its product as hypothetical. The transcript has a single exon. The record is from RefSeq and is a predicted model, not a curated record. Lineage: Eukaryota; Evosea; Eumycetozoa; Dictyosteliales; Dictyosteliaceae. Bases 1 to 1035 code for a protein of 344 amino acids.